Molecule: messenger RNA, 2858 nt
Organism: Tupaia belangeri chinensis (Chinese tree shrew)
Lineage: Eukaryota; Metazoa; Chordata; Mammalia; Scandentia; Tupaiidae
Gene: GAD2
Product: glutamate decarboxylase 2
Exons: 16
Coding region: 657-2396 (579 amino acids)
Biological process (GO): GABA shunt; GABA biosynthetic process
Cellular component (GO): cytoplasm
Molecular function (GO): pyridoxal phosphate binding; glutamate decarboxylase activity
Source: RefSeq, a predicted model, not a curated record
CUCGUAGCGGGAGCCAGACCUCAAACAAUACGCCGGUCGAUGCUUCUCUAGAACAGGUCUCAGCCACCUGCCCGCCUCGCCGAGGUCUCCCCUGCCCACCCCUUGCCGAGCCAGCGCGCCGCGACUUCGGUAGCACCCUGGACAGCGCGCGCGGCGAGCGCGGGAGCGGGCGCCUCCAGCCGCCAGCUCUCCAGGGGUGCGCCUGCACGCCUCCCACCCCCUCACUCUGACUCCUGCUAGCGCGCAUUGUCUGCCUUGCACCCACACGACUCAGCUCCCUCCCUCUCCCAUUUUUUCCCCUCAUCCGCCUCCUCACCCAUCCCCACUGGGCUCCUUCUCCCUCAAAAUCCCUCCAGCGCUCCGCGCUUCCGCGUCUCCGGACAGAGAGCACUUCGGUCCCCUUCCCUAUUUAACCUCCACGCCUUCCAGAGCGUUGCCACCUCCCGGAGCCCUAACUCCAACACACACACGCUCACGCAGACACGCACGUCUCCUGUCCCUGUGUGACACCCUCUCCCCCUGCUCCGCCGCGUCGGUCCCCGCGCGGUGCCCUCCUCCCGCCACACACAGACACGCACGCGCGCGCAGGGCCGAGGCGAAGGCUGCUCGCCCGCAGCUCCCACUCGGAGGCGACCUGCUCCAGUCUCACAACGCCGAUGGCAUCUCCGGGCUCUGGCUUUUGGUCCUUCGGGUCUGAAGAUGGCUCCGGGGAUCCCGAGAACCCCAGCACAGCGAGAGCCUGGUGCCAGGUGGCCCAGAAGUUCACGGGCGGCAUCGGAAACAAGCUGUGCGGUGAGUGCGGGCGCCCGGGGAGGGCGGCCAAGCCCCAGCGGACCGCCGCCAGGAAGACCGCCUGCGCCUGCAACCAGAAACCCUGCAGCUGCCCCAAAGCGGACGUCAACUACGCGCUUCUGCACGCAACAGACCUGCUGCCAGCGUGUGAUGGAGAAAGGCCCACUUUGACAUUCCUGCAAGAUGUUGUGGACAUUUUGCUUCAGUAUGUGGUGAAAAGUUUCGAUAGAUCCACCAAAGUGAUUGAUUUCCACUAUCCGAAUGAGCUUCUUCAAGAGUAUAAUUGGGAAUUGGCAGACCAACCACAAAAUUUGGAGGAAAUUUUGAUGCAUUGCCAAACAGCUCUAAAAUAUGCCAUUAAAACAGGGCAUCCCAGAUAUUUCAAUCAACUUUCCACUGGAUUGGAUAUGGUUGGUUUAGCAGCGGACUGGCUGACAUCAACAGCAAACACGAAUAUGUUUACCUAUGAAAUCGCUCCAGUGUUUGUGCUUUUGGAAUAUGUCACGCUAAAGAAAAUGAGAGAAAUCAUUGGCUGGCCAGGGGGCUCUGGUGAUGGGAUAUUUUCUCCUGGUGGCGCCAUAUCUAACAUGUAUGCCAUGCUGAUCGCGCGCUUUAAGAUGUUCCCAGAAGUCAAGGAGAAAGGAAUGGCUGCCGUUCCCAGGCUUAUUGCCUUCACAUCUGAACACAGUCAUUUUUCUCUCAAGAAGGGAGCUGCAGCCUUAGGGAUUGGAACAGACAGCGUGAUUCUGAUUAAGUGUGAUGAGAGAGGGAAAAUGAUCCCAUCUGAUCUCGAAAGAAGAAUCCUUGAAGUCAAACAAAAAGGCUUUGUUCCCUUCCUGGUGAGUGCCACGGCUGGAACCACCGUGUAUGGAGCAUUCGAUCCACUCUUAGCUGUGGCCGACAUUUGCAAAAAGUACAAGAUCUGGAUGCAUGUGGAUGCAGCUUGGGGUGGGGGAUUACUGAUGUCCCGGAAACACAAGUGGAAACUGAGCGGCGUGGAGAGGGCCAACUCUGUGACAUGGAAUCCACACAAGAUGAUGGGUGUCCCUUUGCAGUGCUCCGCUCUCCUGGUCAGAGAAGAGGGAUUGAUGCAGAGUUGCAACCAGAUGCAUGCCUCCUACCUCUUUCAGCAAGAUAAACAUUAUGAUCUGUCCUAUGACACUGGAGACAAGGCUUUACAGUGUGGACGCCAUGUUGAUGUUUUUAAAUUAUGGCUGAUGUGGAGGGCAAAGGGGACCACUGGGUUUGAAGCACAUAUUGAUAAGUGUUUGGAGCUGGCAGAGUAUUUAUACAAUAUCAUAAAAAACCGAGAAGGAUAUGAAAUGGUGUUUGAUGGGAAGCCUCAGCACACGAACGUCUGCUUCUGGUACAUACCUCCAAGUUUGCGGACUCUGGAAGACAAUGAAGAGAGAAUGAGUCGGCUCUCAAAGGUGGCUCCAGUGAUCAAAGCCAGAAUGAUGGAGUAUGGGACCACCAUGGUCAGCUACCAGCCCCUGGGAGACAAGGUCAAUUUCUUCCGCAUGGUCAUCUCAAACCCCGCAGCAACUCACCAAGAUAUUGACUUCCUGAUUGAAGAAAUAGAACGCCUUGGGCAAGAUUUAUAAUUACCUAGCUCACCAAGCUAUUUCAAGUCUCUAGGUAGACAAUUAAGUUGUCACAAAUUGUGUGAAUGUAUUUGUAGUUUGUUCAAAAGUAAAUCUAUUUCUAUAUUGUGGUGUCAAAGUAGAGUACAGUUUAAAAUUAAAAAAAAAUAACAUUGCUCCUUUUAAAGAUCCUUUCUUAAGUUUAGAAUACCUCUCUAAUAAUUAGUGACAAAAGGCUGUGUUCUAAUCAAUAAGGAAAAGCUUAACUUGUUAUAAAUACUUCCCUUACCUUUAAUAUAGUAUGCAAAUCAAACUUUAUUUUCAUUUCAGAGUAGUAGCAUUGAAUAGUGCCAAAUUGCCCCUGAAUCAUAAAAGGUUCUUUGGGGUACAGGGAAAAGGAUAAAGUAAAUAUAAAAUGUAUGUUGACAAUAUAAACUUUUGCCUUUUUCGUAGUAUUAGAAAAAAAAUUUCUAAUUUACCUAU